AUGAGCGCCCAGGAAGGCGGCAGACGGGCCAAGGUCCUCAGCUGCUCCAGCUGUCGCAACCGCAAAAUCAAGUGCGACAAGGCUCAGCCAAUCUGCACGCAAUGCACCCGCUUCGGCUUCGAGUGUGCAUAUCCGUCCAGGAAACCAACCCGCCGCGCACCGCGACCGCGUCAAACCGAACUUCUAGAUCGCAUUAGCCGCCUCGAGACCAUCGUAGGCAAGGCCGACCCCGCCAGGCUGGUGCAGCUGGACCAAGAGCUCAAGGCUGGUCGUGGAGGAGAGAUUGCGACACCCGCAAGGGAGGGCACGCAGGGUCCGGCAGUGAAGGAUGCUGUCGCCCAGGGCGUGGACAAGUAUCUCAGCGGGGAGUUUUGGGGGCAUCUGUGUUCUGAGAUUGAGGGCAUCAGGCAAGUGCUUGAUCAACCGUCUGAUGACGAUGACGAUGACGACGAGGGCACCAGCCCGGAGUCCAUUGAGGCUGCAAGCUUGACAAUACCCACGGGCGUCUCAGGCUUCCUUCUCGGAAAUCCAGAAUAUCACGAAAAAGAGGCAUUACAUCAUCCUCCACCAGAGGUGAUGGUCCGUCUCUGGGCCAUCUACAUCCGCAAUGUUGAUCCUCUGAUGAAGAUCCUUCAUCGCCCGACCAUGGCAAGAACAUUACAAACAUAUUUCGAAAGCCCCUCACCAGCUCCCUUCGAUGCGCCCAUCAACGCCGUCAUCUUCGCCAUCUACUUCUGUGCAGUUACCUGCCUAAGUCCCGAGGACUGUCUAGAAAAGCUAGGCGAGAGUCGAGAUGUUCUAAGCACGAGAUAUCGCAUCAAUGUAGAGCGGGCUCUCGCCCAAGCCGAUUAUCUCAACAGCAAUGAACUGGAAACACUCCAAGCUCUAGCCCUCUACACGGCGAUGAUCCGUUGCUACGCACACGACCGCUCCGCUUGGGUCGUCACCGCCCUCCUCAUCCGUAUUGCCCAAGGUCAAGGCAUCCAUCGCGACGGUGAAGGCCGGCGUUUCACCCCGUACGUGGCUGAGAUGCGCCGCCGCCUAUGGCAUUUCAUCAUCGUCCUCGACGUUCGGGGUUCUGAAGACCGUGGCUCUGAUGCCAUCAUGUCCCGGUUCAGCUUCAACACCAUCAUGCCCACUAACAUUGACGAUGACGAUUUCGGCCCCAAUACUACAGGUCCCCUCGUUCCCAAAUCAACGCCCGCUGACAACGUUGUCCUCAUGUGUACGGCUUUAUCUUCCAGCAUAUUCGGCAUCAUGACCCACCCACAUCAGAGCGCGCCAGGGGAGCCUCAGCACUUCGUCUAUACCGAGGACGAUUUAAUCGCCCACAUCCGACACCUCGAGGACAGUUUCAUCCACACGGUCGUGCCAUCACACCUUCCAUCGGUGUACGCUUCAGAGAUUGCUCGGGUUGUCAUCCUCAAGCUGUGGCUCAAUAUCCAGUAUCCCUUCACCAGCAGCAUGGUCCCCAUCCGCCGGGUCUCCCGCGAAACUAUGUUGCGCACAUCGCUGUCCCUCAUGGAGCUUCGCCAGCGCAUGACGCAGAAGGAUUGGGGAGACCGAUAUGCGUGGUGGACCGACACCUACGUUCAAUGGCACCCCCUCGCCGUUUGCCUGGCUGAGCUCUGUGUCCAGACAGAGGGCGAGUUGGUGGAUAGGGCCUGGGAGGUUGUGGAUCGGAAUAUCCUUGCAUCAAGAGACAAUAUCGCCGAUUCUGCGAGUGGGUCACUCUGGCGACCCAUCAAGAAGCUCCUUAAGAAGGCAAGGGCAGCGAGGGCAGAGGCACUCAUGAAGAGGUUGAGCAUCAAUGAGACUUCGCUAUCAACAAAUCUCUCAGCAACAUCAACAGAGCCUGUUCCGGAAUCGUUGCUGGAUCCUGUCCAGGCAACGGGGUUCGAAGGCUCCACAGAUAUCUCGACGCAGCCCUACGACAUGAAUACGAUGGAUCAAUCAACGUUGUUCGAAUUCCCGCCAGAGUUACUAAUGAUGGAUUUGGGGACGAAUGUAGGGACAGAUGUGGGACAAACUGGGCCGAUGGAGUGGUCAUUGUGGACCGAAUUCUUAAACGACACAAAGCUGGAUCAAUCUCCAGAAGGAAGCGGUGCAGCAGAUUCAACUUGA
Messenger RNA from Ilyonectria robusta, 2124 nucleotides. RefSeq lists its product as uncharacterized. Lineage: Eukaryota; Fungi; Ascomycota; Sordariomycetes; Hypocreales; Nectriaceae. The coding region runs from base 1 to 2124 and encodes 707 amino acids. The transcript has 2 exons. Gene Ontology annotation, biological process: DNA-templated transcription; regulation of DNA-templated transcription. The record is from RefSeq and is a predicted model, not a curated record. Gene Ontology annotation, molecular function: DNA binding; zinc ion binding; DNA-binding transcription factor activity, RNA polymerase II-specific.